GUCGCGCACCUGGGGCCGGGCCUGCUUCCCUUGGGUGCUGGGUGCCGAGCCCUAGGGAGCGCUUCCGAGCGCCGGGGGAGGACGGCGUGCCCUCCACGGCUCCGGCCCCGGCCCGGGCUCCGCGGAGCGGCUCCUCUAAGAGCCCCGAGGCCGCACGGCCGCGCCGCGGCUGACCACUCUCCAGCUCGGCCAUGCGGACGCUGCGGGCCGCUCUCACCCUGACCCUGGGCGCGGGGCUGGGCGCCGCCGCCGAGAGCUGGCGGCGCCGGCGGGCGGACGCGCGGCCGGCGCCCGGGCUGCUGGGCCGGCUGCCCGUGCUGCCCGUGGCCGCGGCGGCUGAGCUGCCCGCCCUACCCGGGGGCGCAGGGGGCCGCGCGGCGGGCGAACUGGCCAAGUACGGGCUGCCCGGGGUGGCGCAGCUCAAGAGCCGCGAGUCGUACGUGCUGUGCUACGACGCGCGCACCCGCGGCGCGCUCUGGGUGGUGGAGCAGCUGCGGCCCGAGCGGCUGCGGGGCGACGGCGACCGGCGCUCGUGCGACUUCCGCGAGGACGACUCGGUGCACGCGUACCACCGCGCCACCAACGCCGACUACCGCGGCAGCGGCUUCGACCGCGGCCACCUCGCCGCCGCCGCCAACCACCGCUGGAGCCAGAAGGCCAUGGACGACACCUUCUACCUGAGCAACGUGGCGCCCCAGGUGCCCCACCUCAACCAGAACGCCUGGAACAACCUGGAGAAGUACAGCCGCAGCUUGACCCGCACCUACCAGAACGUCUACGUGUGCACCGGGCCGCUCUUCCUGCCCAGGACGGAGGCUGACGGGAAGGCCUAUGUGAAGUACCAGGUGAUCGGCAAGAACCACGUGGCGGUGCCCACGCACUUCUUCAAGGUGCUCAUCCUGGAGGCGGCGGGCGGGCAGAUCGAGCUGCGCUCCUACGUGAUGCCCAACGCGCCCGUGGAUGAGGCCAUCCCACUGGAGCGCUUCCUGGUGCCCAUCGAGAGCAUCGAGCGGGCCUCGGGGCUGCUCUUCGUGCCCAACAUCCUGGCGCGGACUGGCAGCCUCAAGGCCAUCACUGCCGGCGGCAAGUGAGGGCGGGGCCCCGAGGGACCACGCUGGGGGCCAGGCACAGUAAAGGCGGCUGUUUUUGGA
Molecule: messenger RNA, 1151 nt
Organism: Lepus europaeus (European hare)
Lineage: Eukaryota; Metazoa; Chordata; Mammalia; Lagomorpha; Leporidae
Gene: ENDOG
Product: endonuclease G
Exons: 3
Coding region: 192-1091 (299 amino acids)
Biological process (GO): apoptotic DNA fragmentation
Cellular component (GO): nucleus; mitochondrial inner membrane
Molecular function (GO): single-stranded DNA endonuclease activity; metal ion binding; RNA endonuclease activity
Source: RefSeq, a predicted model, not a curated record